AUGAAUUAUUAGGACCCAACUAUUUUAGCUUUAAAAUAAUAGAAUGUAGAACAAUAGAGAUAAAUAGAGUAAUUAAUGGGCAGAGUUAAUAUGCUUAUUAAAUAAUAAUAAUUAUAGAAACCUCCAAAUAAAAAAUUAGAAAUUGUUUAUAAGAAGAAAAAACUACAUGACGAUAUAGUAGAAGAUGUAAAUUAAACAUUAAAAAUUUAUUAAAGCUAAAAUCAGCUAAAGAGUCUCUUUAUGAUCCAUAAAGUGAAUAUAGAAAAAAAUAAGAUAAUUAAGUAAGGAGAUAUCAACUUAAUGUUGCAAUUAAAUCAGCCAAAGCCUAAGUAGAAAAAGAACGAGAGUAACAAGCUCAAUAAAUGAAGAAAAUCAGUAGUCUUCAUUAAAAAUCUAUUGAGGAAUAAAAACAAUAGAUUUAUUAAGAAAAAAGAACAAAUAGAAACAAAGUCUAAUUAAAUGAAUUUUAAUCUAAAUAUAAUUAUUAAGUAUAUUGGGAUGAAAGAGUAAGAAAAUUUGAAGAAGAAUAAAAAAAAGUUAAACAUCAGUUAUCAAAAUCUAUGAUGGAUUAAGAAAAUUUAAUGAAUUAUUUAGAAUAGCAAGAAACAUUAUUAUUAGGAAGAUUAUAACAGAGUAAAUCAUCUUAAUAAUUCUUAUAAUAAAAAUUAGAAGAUGCUUCUAGAUUAAAAACUAAAGAAUUUGAAUAAAAAUAUGGAAAACCCAAAGAAUCAAAGUUUUAACAUAUACUGGAUAUUAAGGCAAAAUAAUGA
Molecule: messenger RNA, 770 nt
Organism: Paramecium sonneborni
Lineage: Eukaryota; Ciliophora; Oligohymenophorea; Peniculida; Parameciidae
Source: the annotation of a GenBank genome assembly